AUGUGUGUUUCAAAUAUUCCAAUUAUUGUUAUUUACAUAAAAACAAAAAUGUUUGCGAGCCGGUAUUUGCUGUCUUUAAAAAAAAUAUCUUUAAUUUUACCUGUUGAGAAUUGUAAAAGACUUUUAUUGCGAAGAGAGACACAUUCUGUACCAAAAGCUUUGCGUGCGACGAAACCAAAAUCUAACAGAAAGGAGCCGAUUUAUUUUGUGGAUUCAAAACAAGUACAUGUUACCGGUGGAAAGGGAGGCGAUGGCUGCAUCUCAUUUUUACAACUUUGGUGCAAUGAAAGAGCCGGCCCUGAUGGUGGUGAUGGCGGUAAUGGUGGUCAUGUAAUUUUUCAAACCUUUACUGAUGUACGUAACUUCAAUCACAUACUAAGUAAAAUACGAGGUGUGGCCGGAGAAAAUGGUCGAAGUGAGCAUUGUCAUGGCAAGAAUGCGCAACACACAAUUGUAAAAGUUCCAGUGGGGACAGUGGUACGAAAUAAAGUGGGCCAAAUUGUGGGCGAUUUAAGUGAAGUAAAUAUUAUGUUUGUAGCUGCUCGCGGUGGCGUUGGUGGCAAGGGAAACAAAUUCUUUGCGACUUCAAUACAAAAAAGUCCAAAAAUUUCUGAAUAUGGUCCUGAGGGCGAAGAAUUUACAUACAUUCUAGAAUUGCGUACUAUGGCUGACGUAGGUUUCAUUGGGCAUCCAAACGCAGGUAAGAGUACUUUGCUGAAUGCAAUAACUCGUGCCAAGCCGAAAGUGGCUCCAUACGCAUUUACAACACUUCGUCCCUACGUUGGUAUGGUGCAAUACGAUGACUUUACUCAAUUGGCAAUUGCGGACUUACCUGGUUUAAUACCAGGUGCACAUCUGAAUAAAGGACUCGGAAUACAGUUCCUUAAGCAUGCAGAGCGAUGCAAAGUGUUACUUAUUGUGCUGGAUGCAAGUUUGGAUAAUCCUUUCCUGCAGUACGAGCAACUUAUGUACGAAUUAACAAAAUUCAGCAAAAACUUAGCAGAACGUCCAAAAAUAAUCGUGGCAAAUAAAAUUGAUCUUCCCGAUGCUAAAAAUAAUUUGCAAGCACUUCAAAAUGAACUUAAAGAAAAAGUAAUACCUAUUAGUGCGAAAACUGGUACAAAUCUUGCUGAAUUGUUAACAGUUAUGCGCGAGUAUUAUGAGUUGUAUAAAUAAGAAAAUUACUUGUUAUAAAUCAAUGUUUAUUGUUAUUCAUUCAUUCAGUCAUUUGUAAAUAAAACUAAGAGCUUAAGUUCAAAGUUAAGUAGUAGUAUAUAAUUGAA
This is a messenger RNA of Zeugodacus cucurbitae (melon fly), 1283 nucleotides long. RefSeq names its product mitochondrial ribosome-associated GTPase 2. Gene Ontology annotation, cellular component: mitochondrion. The record is from RefSeq and is a predicted model, not a curated record. The coding region runs from base 1 to 1176 and encodes 391 amino acids. The transcript is spliced from 2 exons. Gene Ontology annotation, molecular function: magnesium ion binding; GTPase activity; GTP binding. NCBI's taxonomy places the organism in Eukaryota, Metazoa, Arthropoda, Insecta, Diptera, Tephritidae.